GAUCCGCUCGGCGCCGAGGAGCUUUAAUGGGAGCAGCAACUGGACUCCUCAUCAGACUCUAACAGCACAACAGCGUGCAGCUCCAUCACUCAACGCGAGGCAAGAAGCAGGCUUGACUUCCAGCGCCGACGGCUGCAGCCAUGUCCUCUGAGGAGAAGCAGGUAGAGGUGCGGCUGGUGUUCAUGGGCGCCGCCGGAGUGGGGAAGACGGCCAUCAUCCAGCGCUUCCUCAAAGACUCCUUUGAGCCCAAGCACCGGCGCACGGUGGAGGAGCUCCACAGGAAGGAGUACGAGGUGGGCGGCGUCAAAGUCACCAUCAACAUCAUGGACACCAGCGGCAGCUACUCCUUCCCGGCCAUGAGGAAGCUCUCCAUCCAAAACAGCCACGCCUUCGCCCUGGUGUACGCCGUGGACGACCCCGAGUCCCUGGACGCCGUCAAGAGGCUGCGCGAGGAGAUCCUGGAGGUCAAGGAGGAAAAGUACACGCCCAUCGUCGUCAUAGGCAACAAGAUCGACCGCCGGGAGCAGCGGCGGGUGUCCAGCGAGGACGUGCUGUCCACGGUGGCGCUGGACUGGAACCACAGCUUCCUGGAGUCCUCGGCCAAAGACAACAUCAACGUGCUGGAGGCGUUCAGGGAGCUGCUGCAGCAGGCCAACCUGCCCAGCAGGCUCGGCCCGGCGCCGUGCCGGCGGCGGGAGACCAUCCCCGCGCAGAGCGAGCGCCGGCCGCCCAUGAACAAGGCCAACAGCUGCCUCAUCUCGUAGGCGCGGCCCGCGGGCGCCGCGGGGGUCCACGAAGGGGCCGCGAAGUGCUCGGCCGAGGGUUGGAGACGGAGCGGACGGCGGGAGGUCCCACCGGUCGCACCAGCGCCGGAGGCUGUGACUGAGACCCACAAUGUGAAUCACAAAGUUGAACAAACGGUGCUCAGAGUGACAACCUGAGCACACGCGACUUACUGUGAAGGUCAAAGGUGACGGUUCGCUUCAUGAGCUCAGCUUUUCUGUGCCACAUGUUUACUUCUUGGCUUUUGUCUCACUGGUGAUGAGAAAAGUUGUGUAGCUGUGAUGUUGUGGGUAUUUACACCAAGGCUGGUGUGUUUUAAUGCUUUUUAUGAAGUCCAUUCAUGUUAAAGGGAGGUUUUAUCAACUGAAGGUGUCAUUUUUACAUGUUUUCUCCUCUGUAAUAAAACAAAUAUAUAAUAAACUCCACUUUCACAAAUCG
Molecule: messenger RNA, 1221 nt
Organism: Betta splendens (Siamese fighting fish)
Lineage: Eukaryota; Metazoa; Chordata; Actinopteri; Anabantiformes; Osphronemidae
Gene: rasd4
Product: rasd family member 4
Exons: 2
Coding region: 141-764 (207 amino acids)
Molecular function (GO): GTP binding; GTPase activity
Source: RefSeq, a predicted model, not a curated record